UUUUAGAUGGCUCAUAUUCCGCUGUAACUGUAUUGCCCCGUGACACAAGCUUUGAGCAGCGGCGGAGCACCAAACCGGGCGCACCCACAGCAUCUGUACCAACACAUCACUGCUUCGGGGGGCACUUUUCCUUUUUCUGCGAGACUGGAUGUGGAAGCAAGCGCACAGCCAGUGGGAAAAUGCUCUGAGCCGCACACAUAUGCAGGGAAUCGAUGCUGUGAUGACCGUGAGAUUCCACAAGUAAUAUGCGCAACUCUGUGGAUUGCCCUAUUUUUUUUCUCUUCUCUUCCUUUCUCCUUUCUACCCAGUUGUGUUUCCUUAUUCAUUGUGCGCCCUAUGAAGAGCAUUAACUAUCCCUCCCUCCAAUCCUAUUGAAAGGGCUCCGAAAAAAACAGAGGGAGAUGAGAGCAGCAAAUCCCUUUUUUAUUCCCCUCGUAGCGCUCAAUAAGAGAAGAAUGUGUUGCCUAUCAGUCACCGAGGGGAUCAAGUCUUCGGGACUGUCCCACGCGUUCAAUGCGCCGUGCAGAGCAUCACUGAGAGAGACAGAGUGAAGAGGACUGCAGCAGCAGUAGCAUCCUGCCUGGACACUUCACAUCAUUUAGCAACCUGUCUCCACUCAAGAUCCAUUUAAGUCAAUUAGGGCUGCCUGCUUCUCUCACCUUGGCGUGCGUGACUGUGGCGUGACACGAUGAGGAGUCUGGCGCUGCUGUUAGGGGUGAAAGCCGCUUGCAUCCUGCUGGUAUCUUCGCUCUCAGGCACAGGAGCCGUCAACAACAGCGGCCGAUGGUGGGGUAUUGUCAAUGUGGCCUCCUCGUCCAAUCUUCUCACCAAUUCCAAGAACGUGCAGUUGGUCCUGGAUCCAAGCCUGGCCCUACUGAGUCGUCGCCAGCGCCGGCUGAUUCGGCAGAAUCCUGGCAUCUUGCAUGCCAUCGCUGCUGGGCUGCACACUGCCAUAAAGGAGUGCAAGUGGCAGUUCCGCAACCGCCGCUGGAACUGCCCGACCACCCACAGCCCAGCAAUUUUUGGCAAAAUUGUCAAUCGUGGUUGCCGAGAGACGGCAUUUGUAUUUGCCAUUACCAGCGCAGGGGUAACCCAUGCUGUGGCUCGCUCCUGCUCAGAAGGGGCCAUUGAGUCGUGCACAUGUGAUUACCGCCGCAGAGGUCCUGGAGGGCCAGACUGGCACUGGGGGGGCUGCAGUGACAAUGUGGACUUUGGCCGGAUGUUCAGCCGCGAGUUUGUCGACUCCAGUGAGAGAGGCAGAGAUCUGCGCUACCUCACCAACUUACACAACAAUGAGGCUGGCAGAAUGACUGUGUCAUCAGAGAUGCGACAGGAGUGCAAGUGCCACGGCAUGUCAGGCUCCUGCACCGUGCGCACCUGUUGGAUGCGCCUGCCCAGCUUCCGCACUGUGGGAGACUUCCUUAAGGACCGGUUUGAUGGCGCAUCCAGAGUUGUAUAUGCCAACAAGGGAAGCAACCGUGCCUCUCAUCGAGCUGAUCCUCGGCAUUUGGAGCCUGAGAAUCCAGCUCACAAACCCCCCUCUGCCAUGGACCUGGUCUAUUUUGAGAAAUCACCAAACUUCUGCUCAUACAAUGGUAAAACUGGCACUUUGGGAACUUCUGGGAGAACAUGCAACAGCUCUUCUCCAGGUCUGGACGGAUGUGAACUGCUGUGCUGUGGACGUGGGUUUAAGACCCGGACUGAGAGUGUGACUGAACGUUGCCACUGCACCUUCCACUGGUGCUGUCAUGUCAGCUGCUUGAAUUGCACCAGUACACGAACGUUACACCAGUGUCUAUGAUCACAGAUGGACGACCAAGUGAAUAUAUAGGCAUUUAUAAAAGGCAAAGAAGAACUUAUCAAAACAGGUAGAUGGCUGAGAAAGCCACUAGCACACAGGUGGUUUGAGAAGUUAGGUAGAAGCUAGAAAAGCUUCAAGGCGGGUAAACUGAUACAGGGAACUCUCUGAAACAAAAAUUCAAUCAGUGUUUUUGAAAGAGGGAGAUGGAGAUAAGCACAAAUAUAUGAACAGGGUAUAGAGGGAGUAUGUGCUUACUCUUUGCCUUUGAUGCUUAUAACAGUAUUACAAGGGUACUUAGACACUACCACCAUCCAUGUAGAAUGGAAAUCAUCCGCAUCCCUCAUGUGUUUACACUGUGGAUAAAUAGAAUUAGAAGUUAAAAGGGAUAAAAUGAUGCGGUGGGGAAUCGAUUGCUAUAACCAGGUACUACAAGAGCCUUUUUCCCCCCCACUGAGGGCAGAAACUGGACACAAUGCUUCACAGAUGUUUCUGUGGCCAGAGAGCCACAAACAUGCGCUCUCAUAAACUGGUGAAGACCUCUAACAAGAUGGAAGUUAUUUAAAAAAAAAGAUCUGUGUUUUGUUUUCUUUUGCUGAAGUUUGGCUUCUCUCACAUGAAAUUGUGUGAAGUUUAUCUCCGGGGAUGGGCUGCCUGUUCCCAACUUGUGUACUUAGACCCAGGAUGCAGCCCAACCACUUAUAAUUUCCUCACCACAUUUGCCCCUUUAUUUAGAUUUCUCAGGAGCUGAAUACACCUCAACCCUGAUUUGCCAUUCUGACUUACCACAGGAUGGUCCUGAUAUUACAUGACUAGAACCAGUGCUCGCCAAGGAAAACAGAAACUGAACAAAUCUUACUGAGGCAAUGUAAUUUGAAUGUAUUAUCAAUACACUGAAUAUCGUGGCAUGGCAGGGUCAGUAUACAAAAAAUAAAUGUGACCUGCAGAAUCGUUCCCAUGCUCUGCAAUUAAAACCAUACUGAAAUAUAUUGAUGUUAACAAAAAUACAUUAAAUCCCUGUUAAUACAUAAGUGUAACAGGUUUAAAGUAGGCAAACGAUGUAUUACUUCAGGCUAGGCUGUGAAAAACAGCUACGUCUCAGAUAAACAUUUUAUUUUGAAGAAUACAGCCUCUGCUGAAGAAAUCAUGAUGUAUAUCAGCUAAGAGAACCAAAAUGCUGUAAAUAUUAAAAUAUAUGAAUAUAUUUAUAAUGACAUCAUUUGUACGUAUGCUGAAUGAUUUAUGCAUCUGCCAAUGGCUGGAGAAUAUACUAUCAUUAGUGUCAAGUCAGGAGAUGUUUUGA
This is a messenger RNA of Larimichthys crocea (large yellow croaker), 3101 nucleotides long. RefSeq names its product wingless-type MMTV integration site family, member 1 (gene wnt1). Lineage: Eukaryota; Metazoa; Chordata; Actinopteri; Sciaenidae. The record is from RefSeq and is a predicted model, not a curated record. Bases 689 to 1801 code for a protein of 370 amino acids. Gene Ontology annotation, biological process: multicellular organism development; canonical Wnt signaling pathway; neuron differentiation. The transcript is spliced from 5 exons. Gene Ontology annotation, cellular component: extracellular region. Gene Ontology annotation, molecular function: frizzled binding; cytokine activity.